Myripristis murdjan (pinecone soldierfish) is the source of this 3851-nucleotide messenger RNA. RefSeq names its product solute carrier family 35 member E4 (gene slc35e4). Bases 124 to 1251 code for a protein of 375 amino acids. The record is from RefSeq and is a predicted model, not a curated record. Lineage: Eukaryota; Metazoa; Chordata; Actinopteri; Holocentriformes; Holocentridae. The transcript is spliced from 3 exons.
AAAAUAGAAGCACGUGUCAAUAGGCGGUGCUGAAAAAAGCAGGCGGUUUUGGUAGACAACAAAAACCGGUAACACCACCGAGGGCGAAGCCGUAAAUGCCGCAGAGGGGAGAAUGAUCCCAACAUGAUCAGCGCUGAUGGCUUCUCAAAAUGCGGGGCGACUCGGCAAGAGACGGGCAGGAGGCCGCCUGCAGAAAUGCUUCAUCUUCUCUCCGCUGUCAUUGUGUGGCUGGUGACAGGAACCACCAUCUCCAGUCUCAACAAAUGGAUAUUUGCUGUGUACAACUUCAGGUACCCUUUACUGUUAUCAGCUCUGCAUAUGCUGACAGCCAUUGUGGUGGACUACGGGCUGAUCAAACUGAGGGUGAUCCGGCACAAAGGGGCCGGGGAGCAGGACCUGACCCCCGGUGCGAAAUAUAAGGUGUUCCUGCUCAGUUUGACGUUUUGUGCCAGCAUAGCCUUUGGCAACAUGGGUCUGAACUAUGUCCAGCUGUCAUUUGCACAAAUGAUUUACACCACGACUCCACUCUUCACUCUGGCCAUCUCGACAUUGAUCCUGGGCAAGCAGCAUCAUAUCCUGAAAUACACAGCUAUGAUGCCCAUCUGCCUGGGAGCCUCCUUCAGCAUCAUGGGCGAGGUCCAGUUUGAUCAGACUGGCUGCUUCUUUGUAUUUGCAGCGACUAUGUUGAGGGGUGUCAAGACCAUCCAGCAGAGUAUUUUGCUUCAAGAAGAGAAAAUCAACUCGGUCUUCCUGCUCUACCUGAUGUCCAUUCCCAGCUUCUGCAUCCUGGCCGUGGCGGCUCUUGCCUUGGAAAACUGGGCUAUGCUGGAGUCCCCGCUCCACUACGACCGUCACCUGUGGGUCUUCAUCCUGCUCAGCUGCCUGGGCUCCGUCAUGUACAACCUGGCCAGCUGCUGCGUCAUCACGCUCACCUCUGCCGUCACUCUGCACAUCCUCGGGAACCUGAGCGUGGUGGGAAACCUGCUGCUUUCUCAGCUGCUGUUUGGCAGCGAGCUGUCCGCACUCAGCUGCGCCGGCGUGGUGCUCACGCUGUCCGGCAUGCUCAUCUAUCAGAACUCAGAGUUCAUCGCCAGCUACCUGGACGCACGCAGAGCCAAAGCGAAGGGGUUGGGUCAGGAGGGGUUUCACACUGGGAGCGAAGAGGACUCGGAUCAUGAUAGUACAUCUGAACUGACCCCAGCAUAUCAUCAACAAAGGAUGGAUGGGAAACAGGAACACAAGGUUGACUGAACUGAGAGGAAGGAGAGAAUAAGAACGUUGAAAGAUGGAACUAUGGAAACCCUGGCCAUUGUUUCCUGCUCGCUGAGUUUUAAGUUGAACAGACAUUAAAAAGUAAGAGGCAGAACUGUGACCUGAUGAGGCCAUUGUCACUGAUGACUGAACUUUUAAAGUUCAGUCUUUUUUUCUACUUCUUCACUGUGCCAAUUUAUUUAUUUAACUAUUGGUCUCAUAGAACUGGAGUCUGCAAAGGAGAAAGGAAAAGAAAAAAGGUUGCCUUUAUGAGAAUGACAGUUCAAUUCUCUCCUUUUAUCUGUACAUCAUUCAUACAUAGCCUAUAGUGGUAUAUGCAUGCAUGAGCACACUAAACUGUUUGAUACCUCAUGAGGUGUCUGCACCGUCACUCACACUACUCCACUGUGAAAAUGUUCUCAUUUGUAGAGGGCUGUAAUACAUGUUCUGGGUGGCUGUUGUAGAUAUUCUAGGCUACAGAGAACCUAAUGACAUGGGGCGGAGUGGGGUAGAGAGCACUCACCUCAAAUAUGAAUGGGCACAAUUUGUAAAAAACAAAACAAAACAAAACAAACAAUAUAUAACUUCUGUUACCUGUACUGUUACCUGACUUUCACCUGGUCCUCCCACAGGAGGGGACUGGGUUUUCUGGCAGCUUUUUGUCUGUGUGAGGGGAAGCUCAAUAAAUGAGGAUGCUGCAUUUGUUGUUGUGCUGUAGCUGUUGCCUAGAUGGAAGUAACAGCCAGUAUUCCUGUGUAAUGGCAUGGCGUUUAUACAGUCCUAGUCAGAUAUGUAUUUUACCUACUGAAGCACACAUCCAACAGGAGGCCUGAGCACUUUUCUUUUGUCUUCCCUUGUGAACCUCAGCGUGACGUUCCGCUUAGGGCCUAGAUUUCGUCCUGUACUAGCUACCAAAAAAAAAGGUCUCCCGAGAAUUAGUCCAAUUACUUCCCAUCAUUUACAACAAUGCACUCACUGCAGCAUAGCUCUAUUAUUAGGUUCACAAAAUCACUAAGGAGUGCCACUCAAUUUUAGUCUUUUCCCUAUGGAAGACAUAAGAAAAAAAGAUUGAGCUUUCCUUUCAGGUUACACGAGAGCGUCUCAUUUGAUAGGUUCUUCUCUUGUGCAGGUGCCACUUUAUUAUUGUUAUUAAUUUUUUAAAAUGGUUGACUAGUACAUAGCUGACUUCUGCUGGGCAGUGUUAUUUUGAUUUUAUUUUUUUUUCCCCCAGUAUUUACAAUAUUUAAAUUUUGUCAUGUGUGCCCCUAAUGUUUUAUGAGGAAAGAAAGAAUUAAUUUGUUUUGUGAAUUGCCAUAGCAAUCACAGGCUUUGUACCACUGUAGGGUUUGGUCCUUGAAUGAAAAUAAAAUGAUCAGGUUUUAAAACAGUCCUGCUGAGGAUUGAAAUGUCUGGUAUGUGCAUAUAGGAUGAUCUCUGAUCUGUCAGAGGUCAGUAGAGGUCUUUUACCUAGGCAUGUGACUACAUGCCGCUGCUCGUAAGGAUCUUAAAUGAUUCAGGAUUAUCUCCAAUAUUCCCUCCUUCAUCCGAGGCACGCCAAAUGACUUUUGUUACACUGUGCUCGGCUGUCAGUGACCACAGCGGAUCAGUUUCAAUGUCAUCGCUAAAAUACAAUUUAGUGUGUCACAAGACAAACAGCGGUUAAGCCAUCCUUUGUUGAAGUUACAUAUCUAUUUUAUUUACUAAUACGUUUGCCAUAUUUUAUCUAUAUUUUGCCAUAAGCACAGUGGAUUGUACUGAAGAUUGUAUGUUGAACAGCUUUACCUGACGUGUCACUGAUUGGAGAGUGCACAGAAGUCUAAUUUCUUUUAUGGUUGAGGUUAUCUGAAGUGUAGAUAAAAUGCACCAUACCCUAAAAUAUGUUUCAUAAGCCCUCAGUAGAAAUCACUGCUGAGGAUUAAUAAAAAAAAAAAAAAAUCUGCAGUUUGUUAAAUGGCCUUGUUAUCACAAUAUGUCACAUAACUGACAUCAUCAACAAUCCUCAGUUACAAGUUGAAAGGUCAUGCACAGAGGAUAAUGUUAUUGGUUUUACAUUACUGAAUACCUCAAUUGUUAAAAAGGGCUUGUUAUGCCUUUUUAAUUAAUUAAGUAAAUAGCUGUUGGGGUGAGAUUAAGCAGCUAAUCGUCUCAAAACUACCAAGAUUUAACUAUGACCAUAUAUUAUCAUCUGUUUGUGUAUGGGAGGUAGUUUUAUAUCAGUGAUGGGGCAUUUUAAACAUACAUUUCAGUGCAUAGGCUGAUGUAGGCCUAUGUUAAGGAUACAUUGCUAGCCAUAACAGCUUUGUCCAAUUUAAAAAAAAAUCAUGUUUUGAUCAUCAAACUAUAACAGUCUGGCAGUUUGACUGGUAUGGCUGCUUAUUCUCACAGGGAUUGUGUUUGGCAGAUGUCAGGUGGGUGGGGGGCGCGAAGUGCAUAUUGCACUGACAAGGUACGAAGAUGCUGCCCUCAAAGCCUAUGGUUCCUGUGUACAUACUGAUUUUGAUUGUUUGCAAAAGUAGUUGGAUGUAAAUAGUUAUUUUAUUAUAUUUCUGUAUUUUACAGUCAUGAGUGGCUGGUUACAAUAUAUUGGCUCAAGAAUGAAA